This is a messenger RNA of Drosophila pseudoobscura, 2305 nucleotides long. RefSeq lists its product as uncharacterized. The coding region runs from base 480 to 2261 and encodes 593 amino acids. Lineage: Eukaryota; Metazoa; Arthropoda; Insecta; Diptera; Drosophilidae. The record is from RefSeq and is a predicted model, not a curated record. The transcript is spliced from 6 exons.
CCGCUGGAGUAACCGUCGCCCCACUCGCAGACGAAGAAAAGAGUUGGCAGCGCGCGGUUCAUGCCACAGACAAAGCGGAAGAGUAACUCCCAUCGCAGCGGAAGAUUCUACUUAUUUCGUGCCGUGACAAAUGGGAUUUACUGGGAAGCUAUAGUGAAAUAAAGCCAGCAGAAACGGUUCUUUCCCAGAAGAAGAACCGGAAAGUGUACCCGAAGCAAUUCGCGGAGACUAAACCGAUGAGAAUAGAGCAGAACACAGCCGAAACUAGCAUUUGGGGGGCCAAGCUACGUUCAACUGAUAGAUAAAUCUCCAUAAAUCAAAAUAUCAAAUAACCAUCGACCACAAGACAAACUGUGCAGUGCCACCGGUGGACCCACCAGCAACACUUGCAUUUUCCCCACGUAUAAUCGCCCAGCAGCUCCCGACUGACACACAUUUGAUGAGAACAAACAGCAAACUGAAAUAAAUCAACCAAAAUAAUGUCAACGAAAUCAAUACAAGGCGGCAGCUGCAGCAGGCUGUCGCUGCUGUUGCUGUUGCUGCUGCUGCCGACGCUGCUGGCAGCAUCCACAGGCCCCAAGCAGCGUGCCCGAAUAGCGAAGAGUCCCAGCGACAACAAUGCAUCGAUGGUCGAGGCCACGUCAAAGGCAGCCUCCACAGCAGGGAAAACAUCCGAGGGCGGCGGAAGCGGGAGCCGUGGCAACAAUGCCAAAGCUGGUAGCAAGUAUGAGAUACGCGGCGUUGCCGGUGAACCACAUUACAAAUCGGUGAAUCUGACCUGGGAAGUGGAGUUCGUGCCGUCGGCCGCUGACACAGAUACGAAUGGAGACGGAGUUGGAGACAAAGACGGAGUCGGUGCCACUGGGUCCCCAGUGAAUGUGACAAAUAUGAGCAACGAAGUGGAACCGCCCAAGGCAUUCCAGAUCUUCUACUGCGAGAUGCAGAACUACGGUCCGCAGCGGUGCCGCGUGAAGCUGGUGAACGGCACCACCGCUGAGGUGGCUGCCGAUGCCGAAGACCCCAUAGGAUUGCAAGUCCAGCACUUUAGCGCUGCCGUGGACAACCUGAGGAUGGCCACUAGGUACAGCUUCCACGUUCGCCCUGCCACCCAGAGACGCCUCCAGGUGGGUGGUGCUCGCAGGCCGAAUGCACGCGCCGAGGUCCAUGACGAGAACGAGAUCGAAAGUGCCGCCUCUGGGCACCUGCCCGGCCAGAGCAUCAUCAUUCCCACGAAGGGUUUCUCUGCCCAUGCCACGCAAUGCCUGCCGCAUGCCUCGGAGAUCGAGGUGGAGACGGGCCCCUACUUCGGCGGACGCAUCGUCGUGGAUGGCGGCAACUGCGGCGUGAAAGGAGACGCCAGCGAUGCCGCCGAUAAGUACACCAUGCGGAUCGACCACAAGAAGUGCGGCAGCAUGGUCAAGCCGGAGACCAACACGGUGGAGACCUUCAUCACAGUGCAGGAGAACCUGGGCAUCUUCACGCAUAGCACGAGGCGCUUUGUGGUGGUCUGCAGCUACCAGUCGGGCAUGCAGACAGUGCGGGCCAGCUUCACUGUGCCCGGCAAGAAUGGUGUGGCCGCCGCAUACGAGCCCAACGAUCCCUUCGAGCCCGACGACGACGACCAGCGUCUGGGCAGGGAGCUGCGGCAGAUGCGCUACGUCAACAAGAGCGAGCUGGUGCUCAGGGAGUCCGACUCCGAGGCGGAGUCCGUGGAGCAGGCUGCUCUUGUAGAGGCGGCACAACCGCCAGCGACGGAGGAGAGUGCCCUUCCAGCAGUCCAGGCCCACAACAGCAGCAACAGUCGUCAGCAGGGACGCGCCCUAAGCCUGGCCAGCCUCAAGGAGGUGAACAGCCUGGCAGAGGAGCCGGCUCGGGGUCAGACUCUGGAGCAGGUGGGCACCAAGUAUGCCAAACUGGUUGUCGACCAGACGCCGGGACUGGCACAGAACUCCUGGAGCUCGGCCAGAUCGCGACCCGCCCAACGCGAGGCUGGCCCAGACGAUGGCGAUGGAGAUGACUAUGACGACGAGGUGUUUGCCCCCACACUGCGUUACAUAAGCUCGAAUCUGAGCAGCGUGCUGGUAACUGUUUCCAUAUCUGUGAUAAUCAUCAGCAUUUGCCUCGUUCUGGUGCAGCGCCAGCGGCUGCGUCCCAAGACUCCGGCAGGCCACCGCUUGUCCACAUCGUCGAUGGCCCCCCACCUGCCGCACAAGACGCUGCCCCGCGCCUUGCAGCAGCAGCAGUAUCAGUGCACCUUGUAGGUGCCCCUCCACCCAUCCCCACACUCCACACUCCGCACCACACA